UGGCAGCAAGAAACCAAACAAAAGACAUUAAGUGUGCCACACAUCUCCUGAAUGAUAAGUUCAGAAACAUGACUGAGGAGAAGAAGGCAAUUGUGAGGGAUCUUGGAUUUGGUGGGUUGAUGCACAUCCCACCACUGAGGGUGGAUCACCAACUCUUAAGGGAGCUGGCAAACAACUUCAAACUUGGGGAGAACAAACUGAGGACAGGAUAUGGUUCUUUCCAUAUAACCCCAAAAAAAAUAGGUGAUGCGCUUGGCAUCAAUGCAACAGGAGAUCUAUUUCCUGAGAAAGUUGACUACAAGAAACUUUCUGAAUCUGACAAAAUAAUUUAUAGAAGAUUCCAGGGUAAGACCCUCAAAAGUCUUACCGAUGAUAUGAUGGAAAUUGGCGUUGGCAACGAAGAGGAACGCCUGAUGUUCAAGAGGAUAUUCAUCCUCUACAUACAGAUGGCGUUCCUUUUGCCAACGACGAUAAACAAAAUAUCGCCGGUGCACCUGGUCCCGAUUUUUGAGAUGGAGGGCAUAGAGGACAGAAACUGGGUGGGAGUCCCGAUCCAAUUUUUUGUGCCGCCAUCCCAGCAAACAACCACUGACGCAGAUUCCGAACCAACCCCUAUGCUACAGAUUGAAGGGGCAAGAGAAACCACUCCUGAAACCCCCAAACAACAUCAAGAAACAACACCCAAGCUUCCCCCAGCUCCAACAAAAAUUCAUCCAGACGCCGAGGAAGCUGCUGCCCUGUUGAUGAUGGCACGGACAGCAAGCUAUGUUCCUAAAACAGAUCUGCCGAUGCCAUCAUUCAGCCUUGGAUUGACAGAUUCAAGCCAGGAGGGGGCAUCGACGUAG
This is a messenger RNA of Arachis duranensis, 845 nucleotides long. RefSeq lists its product as uncharacterized. NCBI's taxonomy places the organism in Eukaryota, Viridiplantae, Streptophyta, Magnoliopsida, Fabales, Fabaceae. The record is from RefSeq and is a predicted model, not a curated record. The transcript is spliced from 5 exons. The coding region runs from base 69 to 845 and encodes 258 amino acids.